UCCAUCAUCACCCGCGGAAGUUUGUAGAGGGAAUCAGAGUAUUGUCAGUUAUUUUAAAAAAUGCAAUUUUCGGCACGAAGUCUGUCGUUCCGCGUGUUGCCUCGAGAAUGAGACAAAAAAGAAAAUGAAUUUUUAAAGGAUGAAUUUUGCGUCGAGAACAGCAAAGCUCACAUGAAGUGCUAGCACCUUACAGCUAAUAGUAUUGUGUAGCUCGUUGUUAAUUUGGUUUAUUUUUGUAUCGGUCAACUUGAUAAACAGCCUAGGAAAACUAUUUUAGCUGAAGUUUAGCAGCUGGCCUGCUUUUAUGAUAAAGUUAGUGUCAGCAGUAUUUUAUAUUGACAGGUGUGUUUAUUUUUGUUUUGAUUAGCAUGCUAAGCUAGUUUGCGGCGCGAGCUGGCAUUCAUCAUUUUGGAUUUACAUCUAAUCAACAUCACCCUUCAUACAUCGUCAUUAUAGUGUCAUUUACUGUCAUCUUCACACGGCAAGGACCGUAUCAAAACAGAGGUUCAUCAUGCUGGGAGAGUGUGGCAUGAAAGAAUGGGAGAGACGAGUGCUCAGGAAGAACUCUGUCACAAUUCUGCAGGACUUGGUGGUGGAUGAUCUGCUGAUCCAGUGUCUACAACAAGAUGGAAUUCUUACAGAAAACAUGGCUGAAACCAUUAUGGCUAAACCGACAUCCCAGGGCAAGAGUCGUCAUUUGUUGUUUCUUUUGCCUAAACGUGGCCCUCAAGCUUUUAGCAGCUUCUGUGCUGCUCUUACGGCGACAGAGCAACAGCACCUCAGCAGACUGCUCAUGGACUUCACAGAGAAAGACAAAAGCUUUUCAGAGCCCUCACUGUCUCGUCCAACUCAGGAAUGUGUUAUACCUGUGAAAAGAGCCCGGACUCAUGAGUCCAUGGAGAUGUGUUUGGAUGCCGACUCUCCCGUGACCACGGCUGUUGUUCCCUGUAUGCCGGAAUUUUUCCAGUCCCAUAGAUCACAGGCGUACCCGAUGCGCUCCUGUCCGCGAGGGCUGGCCCUGGUGUUGAGUAAUGUGAGGUUUGACUCAGCUAACACUGAUUUAGAUGUCCGGAGGGGAGGAGAGGUGGAUGAGGAGACGCUGAGGAGACUCUUUAUGGAGCUGGAUUUCACAGUCAGCCUGCACAAAGACCUAACGGCGGUGGCAAUGCGCAGGUGCCUAGAACAGUUUGCCCAGCGGCAGGAGCAUGCAGAGUAUGACUGCACUGUUGUGUGUUUACUGUCACAUGGAGUUGAGGGAUCUGUCUACGGCACUGAUGGACAGCUGCUGGAGUUGGACUGGGUGUUUGAGGUUUUUGAUAACGCCCGCUGCCCUCUGCUCCAGAAUAAGCCAAAGAUGUUCUUCAUUCAGGCUUGUCGAGGAGAGGAGAUGGACAACGGCGUGGACCAGUUGGAUGGGCAGGAACGGACUCAAUCUCCAGGCUGUGAACAGAGGGAUGCUGGCAGAGAGGGGGAGAGAGACGACAAAGAGAGGGAGGAGAAAGACAGGGAGAGACUGAGAGUCAAACUGCCCCAGAGAUCCGACAUGAUCUGCGGCUUUGCCACCCUCAAAGGUUUCAGCACUGCUGCAAUGAGAAACACCAAGAAAGGGUCCUGGUUCAUUCAGGAACUGAACACCACAAUCAGACAGAGAGCCAACGACACACACCUGGCAGACAUACUUGUGCAGGUGAAUGGUCAAAUUAAAAGCAGAGAGGGAUACGCACCUGGUUCAGCCCAUCAUCGCUGUAAAGAGAUGUCAGAGUUCACCAGUUCCCUCUGUAAAGACCUCUACCUCUUCCCUAAGUACUACCCCAACAACUAGACACACACACACACACACACACUCCCCAGGCACGAAGCACACACAGAACACACUGCCCUCAGAACUGCAGUAGUGGGAGCUCAGCGCACGUGUGUGUGUACAUCCAUCACCUGCUGCAAGCUCAGCACACAACACACAGAGUCAUGUAAAUCUAUUUACACCCAGUCCAUGUGUCAUCUGUUUCACAUUCCUCAGCACAAUGACAGGUUCAUAGGAUGCGUGUGUUAUUUACAGUGGAUUUGCCAAGAUAGAUCAGAUUUUUUUAAACUUCUUGGGUGCACUUAGAAAAUGCAUUAUCACAAACAUUCUCCAUUAAAUCUUUUUUUUUGCCUUGCUCUUAACUUU
This is a messenger RNA of Sinocyclocheilus grahami, 2167 nucleotides long. RefSeq names its product caspase 2, apoptosis-related cysteine peptidase (gene casp2). The coding region runs from base 512 to 1822 and encodes 436 amino acids. NCBI's taxonomy places the organism in Eukaryota, Metazoa, Chordata, Actinopteri, Cypriniformes, Cyprinidae. Gene Ontology annotation, biological process: regulation of apoptotic process; proteolysis. The transcript has 11 exons. The record is from RefSeq and is a predicted model, not a curated record. Gene Ontology annotation, molecular function: cysteine-type endopeptidase activity.